ACGUGUUACCAUGACUGUCUGUUAUUAUUUCCACUGUUGCUUCCUGUUAGGUUAGAUUUAUCUUCCUAUUUUCUUCCAUUUCCACUACGAUACGAAGACAGAAAUGCAGUUCUAUAUAAAGGUUCAUCCCCUUCCUUUGGAAAUGCAUCUGAAAUAUGGAUUGGAUUCAUUGCAACAAUUGUUUCGGAUUACCUGAUGCAGAAAAAACUUUUUAUUUAACCAGUUGUGGCCAUAUUUACUGUAAAGAUUGUGAAGAACAGUGUGCAAGAAGCAAGUGCAAACUCUGUGGGAAUCAAUGCUCUACUAUAGUUCUUAGUUCAUCGUUAAAACCUGAUGUCCAGAUGUAUUUUAUUGAUCCUGAUGAACUCUUAAAAAAGAAAUUAAAAGAAGUUCAUCAAGUAUCAGAAUUUCAGAAAAAUCAUCGUGCUAGGCUUUUAGCACAUCAAAGAAAACAACUCCGAAAAUUCAAAGCAGUAAAAGAAGAUUUUCGAAAACUUUUAAAAAAUCUGAAAGAUUUAGAUGGAGAAAGAAAAAAACUAGCACAUGAAAAUGACACUUUGAAAAAAUAUAUUAUGAUACAAAGGAAUGCAGGAUUAUCUGAAUCCUCAAGUAAAGGACAUUCAAAAUCUCCAUAUGAUAACACUACACCUCGUUCAAAUCUAGAUUCAGUUCUUUCAAAAUUUAUUGAUAAAUCUCAUUCUGGAAAAUCCGAAAGAAUGUGUGUUAUAUCGCCUCCAAAGGAUGGAAAAUUAGGUGUCAUAUAUGGGACUCCAUCUCCAACAUCAGCUUUACAGAAGCUCAACUUAAAUGCUUCUCGUUCUAUCGAAUCCUUACAGAAAAGAGCUGGAAUGCAGUUUGAUACUCCUUAUUCAUCACCAGCAAGUAUUCACACAUCUGCUUUUGUGACACCUGAAACUCCUGCAUCUUUAAGUCAAAAUGAUCUCUUUAAAUCUCCCACAGAUCAAGACAGUAAAUUUUUACAGUGCCAAAGAAUGUCUAAGAAAAAGUUAGUUGUUCAUCCAUUUAGUCCAAAUGAUUGAAAACUUUGGAUUUAUCUUCUUUUACGGUAUGUGUAAAUCAGUAGAGGAUCCAAACGAAUAUCUGCUAUUUAUAUCUGCUCUAAUCUGUACAUGAGUACACAUUUGUUAUAUGUAAUCAUACAUAAAUAAAUAGGAAAUAUUAAACUAAGUUAUUCUUUUUUGUUUAUAUUUGUUAG
This is a messenger RNA of Argiope bruennichi, 1216 nucleotides long. RefSeq names its product probable E3 SUMO-protein ligase RNF212 (gene vilya). Gene Ontology annotation, cellular component: synaptonemal complex. Gene Ontology annotation, biological process: reciprocal meiotic recombination; homologous chromosome pairing at meiosis; protein sumoylation. Bases 156 to 1040 code for a protein of 294 amino acids. The record is from RefSeq and is a predicted model, not a curated record. Lineage: Eukaryota; Metazoa; Arthropoda; Arachnida; Araneae; Araneidae. Gene Ontology annotation, molecular function: SUMO transferase activity. The transcript has 17 exons.